Cynara cardunculus var. scolymus (artichoke) is the source of this 2337-nucleotide messenger RNA. RefSeq names its product putative pentatricopeptide repeat-containing protein At5g37570. Gene Ontology annotation, biological process: RNA modification. Bases 103 to 1785 code for a protein of 560 amino acids. The transcript is spliced from 2 exons. The record is from RefSeq and is a predicted model, not a curated record. Gene Ontology annotation, molecular function: protein binding; RNA binding. NCBI's taxonomy places the organism in Eukaryota, Viridiplantae, Streptophyta, Magnoliopsida, Asterales, Asteraceae.
GCUGUGAACAUACAAAAAAAUUUGCCCGAGUUAACAACAGAUGCCAAGAGGGAACCAUAUGCUAUUGCCGGAGAAACUGCAGUAAAGCAAUCACAUCCUCAUAUGAUUUUGAUCAGUCCAUGCUCAACCCUGACCACCGAACUGCUUUCCUCGUCUUCACUGGCCUUCUCAACCUUGUCUCUUUUAAAAGCUUGCAAAAACGUCCGAAACCUUGAACAAGUCCACGCCCAGAUCAUCCGCAAGGGCUCUGAACAAGACCAUUUCCUCAUAACUCAAUUCAUCUCUGCCUGUAACUCUGUUUCUCCUAACAACCUCUCUUACGCCCAAACCGUUUUCGACCGUGUUCUUCAUCCUGGUGUUUAUCUCUGGAACACUCUCAUUAAAUGCCACUGCACACACUCAUCUCUGGCCACAACUAUCAAAUUUUUUCGGCGCAUGAAACAAAGUUAUUAUGUUGCUGCGGACAAAUACACGUUCCCCUUGUUGGUUAAAGCUUGUUCUUGUGCUUUAGCGUCAAGGGAAGGGCAGGUUCUUCAUGGGUUGAUAAUUAAGUAUGGUACAGAAGCUGAUGUGUUUGUUGGGUCUAGUUUGAUUGAUCUCUAUGGGAAAUGUCAAGAGAUUGCAAAUGCUCGAAAGGUGUUUGAUCGAAUGCCUGUCAGAAACGUAGUUACUUGGACUUCUAUGAUUGUUGGGUAUUCAACUAAUGGAGAUUGUUUACUGGCCAAGAAGUUGUUUGAUGCAAUGCCCCAAAAAAAUCAUGCCUCGUGGAAUGCCAUGAUUAAUGGGUUUAUUAAGUCUGGUGAUUUGUUAACUGCUAAAUUAUUGUUUGACGAAAUGCCUUGUAAGAAUACGGCUUCCUUCACCACGAUGAUCAAUGGUUAUGCUAAGUCAGGGGAUAUGGCAUCAGCGAGGUCUUUGUUUGAUCAAUCACCUGAGAAAGAUAUUGUUACUUGGUCAGCUAUGAUAGCUGGGUAUGCUCAGAAUGGUCAACCAAAAGAAGCUAUAAAAAUAUUCACCGACAUGCGUUCUAGGAAUGUUAAGCCAGAUGAAUAUGUCAUGGUGAGCCUAAUGUCAGCGUGUUCACAAGCCGGGGAUUGGGAGUUGGCUAAGUGGGUUGAUUCUUAUAUGAGUGAAAGUUCAAUUGACCGUAGCCAAAAUCACGUGGCUGCAGCGCUGGUGGACAUGAAUGCAAAGUGUGGGAAUUUGGAGAGGGCAGCAACCUUGUUUGAAAAAAUGUCUAGACGGGACUUGAUUUCUUAUUCUUCUAUGAUUCAAGGAUUGUCCGUUCAUGGCCAUGGUGUUCAAGCCGUUGCCCUUUUCCACAGGAUGCUACAAGAAGGGCUGACCCCAGAUGAUGUGGCCUUCACUGUCAUCCUGAGUGCUUGUAGUCAUGCCGAUCUUGUUGAAGAAGGCUGCCGUCUUUUUGAUUCUAUGAUUAAUGAAUACUCUCUAACUCCUUCGGCUGAUCACUAUGCAUGUAAAGUCAAUCUUCUUGGUCGUGCGGGAAGGGUAAGAGAGGCAUAUGAUAUUCUUAUAGGAAUGCCCGUGGAACCCAAUGCCAGUGCUUGGGGUGCUCUUCUUUGGGCUUGUAGGAUCCAUGGUGAUGUAUCAUUGGGUAAAGAGGUUGCAGCUCGGCUAUUUAAGAUUGAACCUCAAAAUGCUGCGAAUUAUGUGCUGCUAUCUGACAUGUAUGCAGCUUCAGAUCAGUGGUCUGAUGUUAACCAUGUAAGGAAACAAAUGACUGAGAUGGGAAUCAGAAAACUUCGUGGGUGUAGUUGGAUAUAGUACAAAUAGUGCGUUGAUAAUUUGAUCCUGCAAAUUACUUUUGAGGAAGGAAAUCUAAGUCGAUGUCUCGUGGACAUAGAAUCUGAAUCUUGACAUUGACCAUUGUAAAUAUGGAUAUUUUUGUUGCCUGGUGCCUGUGGACUUCUCAACGACUAAUGAAGCUAACGACAUCAUCUCGCAGGUUUUUUGGAAAGUAGGUGUAGGUGGUAGCAUGAAUUACAUUGAAGUCCAAAACUGAUAUUUGACAUAUUGUAAGAGUCCGUCUGCUUGCAUUAUUAAAACAUGAUAUCAAGAUGUUCGUUAAUUAAGUACGAGCAAUGGUUGGCGAACGCAGUUGAUCGAUGUGGUAUGCAAAAGCUUUGGAAGAUGAUGAUGGUUGGAAGUGCGACAUUUUACGUGAUCGUUGCUUGCAAUUUGGCAUUCGGAAGUGUUCAUAAGUGCGAAUGUUUUAGAAUUUUGCAGCAGCAGAUGAUGGUGGUUGUUACUUGUUAGUGAAGAAGUUAAGUUGGGUAGAAACUGAAGAUUUACAGGGAAGAGCUCUCAGUUCAUAGC